AUCCCCUUCCUCCAACCAACUCGAUAAAGUGAGCCACGGGUAGAUAGAAAUCCAACGAGAAACAGAUUUUCAGCAGAUAGAAGAAGCAGCAGAGCGAGAGAGAGGGAACGUUUACAGUUAUAGAGCUUGCAUAUGGAGGCCAUACAGUUCUCGACCGUUGCCUCCCGCCAUUUCUCCUCCUCCUGUCUCUCGAAAAACAACAAUCACAGAAACUUAAGCCUCUCGAAAUGCUCGAGAACUUCAUCUGAAAUUCGUUCUUCGUGGACUGGUUCCAGCAGUUUUUCUUCGCUUUCUGCUAGAAAUUUGUUCGCUAGGGAGCUGUGGAGUUGGGUGAAUUGUAAGAGUGUUGUUCUCAAAAGAGACGUUCGAGGUGUUGUUAAAGCAGAAAUGUUUGGGCAGUUAACAAGCGGCCUUGAAGCAGCUUGGAGCAAGCUCAAAGGAGAAGAGGUUUUGACCAAGGAGAAUAUUGCUGAGCCUAUGAGGGAUAUCAGAAGAGCUCUUCUAGAAGCAGAUGUGAGCCUUCCUGUUGUAAGAAGGUUUGUACAAUCAGUAAGUGACCAAGCAGUCGGUGUUGGUGUCAUAAGAGGAGUGAAACCUGAUCAGCAGUUGGUCAAGAUUGUAAAUGAUGAGCUUGUGAAAUUGAUGGGGGGAGAGGUGUCUGAACUGGUUUUUGCAAAAUCUGGCCCCACUGUUAUAUUACUGGCUGGUUUACAAGGAGUUGGGAAAACUACAGUUUGUGCAAAGUUGGCUAAUUAUCUUAAGAAACAGGGGAAGUCAUGCAUGCUUGUUGCUGGAGAUGUGUAUAGACCUGCUGCUAUCGACCAACUCAUGAUUUUGGGUGAACAGGUGGGUGUGCCUGUUUAUGCGGAGGGUACAGAGGUUAAACCUUCAGAAAUAGCUAAAAGAGGCUUAGAGGAGGCCAAAAAGAAAAAAAUAGAUGUGGUCAUAGUAGACACUGCAGGAAGACUGCAGAUAGAUAAAGCAAUGAUGGAUGAGCUAAAAGAAGUUAAACGGGUAUUGAAUCCCACAGAAGUAUUGCUUGUUGUGGAUGCGAUGACUGGCCAAGAAGCUGCAGUGUUAGUAUCAACCUUCAAUAUUGAAAUUGGAAUUACGGGUGCAAUUUUGACAAAGCUCGAUGGUGAUUCUCGAGGUGGUGCAGCCUUGAGCGUUAAGGAGGUAUCAGGGAAGCCAAUUAAACUUGUUGGACGAGGAGAGCGUAUGGAGGAUCUUGAACCUUUCUACCCUGAUCGUAUGGCUGGGCGCAUUCUAGGAAUGGGAGAUGUUCUUUCAUUUGUAGAGAAGGCACAAGAAGUUAUGCAACAAGAAGAUGCUGAAGAAUUGCAAAAGAAGAUAAUGAGUGCUAAGUUUGACUUUAAUGAUUUCCUAAAGCAAACUCGUGCUGUUGCACGUAUGGGUUCAAUGACUCGUGUCAUAGGGAUGAUACCAGGAAUGGGGAAGGUUACUCCUGCACAAAUUCGAGAAGCUGAGAAGAGUUUAAAGAUAAUGGAAGCAAUGAUUGAAGCAAUGACUCCUGAGGAAAGAGAAAAGCCUGAGCUGUUGGCUGAAUCUCCUACCAGGAGGAAGAGAAUUGCUCAGGAUUCUGGGAAAACAGAGCAGCAGGUGAGUCAACUUGUUGCUCAACUCUUCCAAAUGCGUGUCCGUAUGAAGAAUCUAAUGGGUGUAAUGGAGGGUGGAUCUAUACCUGCUCUAAGCAAUCUUGAAGACUCACUUAAAGCUGAACAGAAGGCUCCUCCUGGUACUGCAAGGAGGAAAAGAAGGUCAGAAUCAAGGAGGCAGUUUGCUGACUCAGCAUCAUUGAGGCCAAGUCCUCGUGGUUUUGGGUCAAGAAAUUAGGAGCUUAAGAUGAUGGGCACUAGACGCAUGAUUUCAAGCCAAUGAAUCAUAGAUCUCAAAUUUGUUGCCUGCUCACAGAUAUCAUCUCACUUGCUAUGAAGGUAAGAGUAAAAAUGUGCUUUGAACUAUGAAAACUCAUUGUCUAUUAUCUCAUCCAGAAUGCAUUAAGACAAUGAUUUUUGCUAGUCAUGUAACAAGACACUCAGAAUUAAUGUCUAAGUUUUUUAGGAUUUCAAGUUUAUUAUCCAGAAACGAAAACAAUAGACUAAAAUCAUAUUGGCACUAUAUUCUCUACAUCACUGGAUAUCUGUAUCCAUUUCUAGUGCUUUUAUUUUUUUUUAAAGCGGUGUUUGGAUUGAAGGUUUUGAAAUA
Messenger RNA from Jatropha curcas, 2226 nucleotides. It is a transcript of the gene CPSRP54, whose product is annotated as chloroplast signal recognition particle 54 kDa subunit. Gene Ontology annotation, cellular component: signal recognition particle. Gene Ontology annotation, biological process: SRP-dependent cotranslational protein targeting to membrane. Gene Ontology annotation, molecular function: 7S RNA binding; GTPase activity; ATP hydrolysis activity. The record is from RefSeq and is a predicted model, not a curated record. NCBI's taxonomy places the organism in Eukaryota, Viridiplantae, Streptophyta, Magnoliopsida, Malpighiales, Euphorbiaceae.